AGGAACAGAAAAGUACCUAUGACAUUUGAAUUUGAAAAGUGUUUCAUUAGGUUCUUAGAAAUGUUAGUUUAACACUAAAAUUUUUUAAUAAGUUAGUGAAAUCUAACGACUUUUAAAUGAAUUAAAAUUUCCUGUUCUGCUUUCAUCGCAUAUUCGUCAACAAACUCGAGAAGAGAAAACAUCAUAAUUUAAUGUUAGAUAAAAUUUUAGCGAUUUUAGCUUGUUGGUGCAACGAUUCUUCGGGCGGAUAUGUCGUCGUUUACCUGCUGCAUUCCCGGAUGUAGCAAUCGACACAUCGAGUGGACCACGCCGCUGCCGAGAGAUGAAUUGCUGCAAUCCCGGUGGCAUGAUGCCAUACGUGUCGGAACCGGCGGACUUUCUCCGAUGGAAGCCCGUAUCUGCAAUGCCCAUUUCGUCGACAGAGGAGGGCCUCCGGCGGAGGACGGGACCGGGGCAGGAUACCAGGAACCGACGCUGUUCUACCGCAACAACGUCCCCCUGCAAGUCAUCUGGUGUCGUUUGUGCCUCUGCCAUGACACCCUGGGCAGCAUGUUCAACGCCAACGGACGAUCCUCCAUCGCAAAUCAAUCCCUAUCCUGGAUGGCCAACAAACACUUCGGCGUAUGGUUGGAUCCCCCGAUGCCAUCGGAAGUUCAUUACUUUUGCGCAAAGUGCAAGGAACGACUCGAAGCGACGCACACCUUCGGGCUGGAAAUCCAACAGGCCGCCCAAAAGUAUCGCUUGCUGCGGGAAAAAAUGUCCUCCCAAAAUCUAUCACUAACUCCAAGUAAUCGAAGCACACCGUACCCGGUAGAAGCUUAUCCUGCCAUUGACAAUGGCUCACUUGAUGAUCUACCACAAAAACCUUAUUUCGUAGAAAUUCCGGCUGAUGCUCUUGCUCCUAAGAAACAAAACCCCGGCAAAACGUUUGCCGUCGUAGAGUUUGUUUCCAAAACGGCGGCCCUAAAGAUACUGGCCGUUCCAACCAGCUGGCUAAACGAUGACCGUCUACGGUGGCCAAAACUCAUGGACGGAGAAGCGAUCUACUCGCUGCGGAAGGAGGGUGCUGUCCUACACGAUGGCAUUGACACGGACAGCUAUCCGGUAAUUGUCCUUCAACAGUUCGGAGACUACCAUUCGGCAGAGGCAGCCGUUCAGGUCAUUCUCAGGCGGAGAAAUCCAGAACCAUCCACGUCAACGGCAAUUCCUAAAGAUAUCCUCACCCACUCGACAUUCCGCACCGAAAUCCAUCAUCUCAAGGCCGAUCUUAACUCAAUAAUCCAAACGGCCGUAGCGGCGGCUGCCGAGAGAAGUUUCCACACGAACCAGAACAGCUUCCCCAUGGCCUACGACCACCAGAACCAGCCGCCAUUCCACAGCCGCCAGGCGGCAAGACUUGCUUCGGAAAUCAUCCUUCCGGUACAGGCGGAAGCCGAGAAGCACAAGAAAAUCAGUACCGAACCGGAAUUGGACGACUUCAACACCCGAUUGGCCGAUCCGACCGUCCAGCAGAAAUACCUGGACUACUUCUCCAAGAUUGUCCACCCGAAGAGCUGCUCCGGCAACGGAGACAACGCCCUGUACACCGUCGUGGACUACCUGUUUACGCGUGAUUUCUGGAACAACUUCACGUGGACCGGAAUCAAUCGGGGUCAGAAGUCGUCCCGAGGCUUUCGAGAGUUCGCCAACGUGAUCCAUCUGCUGUUGAACAUCGUCCUGCUCGGGGACAGUGCGUACGACUCGCAGCGGUUGGAGCAGUUCUGCCGGACAAAGCUGUUCCGGUACAGCAAAUCGCGGGCUGCGGGAAAGCAGCUCCGCAAGUCAACAUGUCGUCCCGGACGGAAACGACCCCCGCUGGACGAUUCGAGGAGUUCCGAUGGCGGGGGCGACGCGGAACCAUCCAUGAGUGGCUCGGAGAUGGCGAACCAGGAUGUGGUUUGUAAGGUUGAGAGCUUUUCCGAGGAAAUGUGGCAGCAGUCGAGCAACGUCGCUCAGAAUCAGUAUUCGGAUGAAAUGAUGUGAGCAUGUGGUAGAAAGUUCGUAACGUAAAUUGAUGAGAAUAAAUGAAAGGACAUUA
Molecule: messenger RNA, 2077 nt
Organism: Aedes albopictus (Asian tiger mosquito)
Lineage: Eukaryota; Metazoa; Arthropoda; Insecta; Diptera; Culicidae
Exons: 5
Coding region: 250-2022 (590 amino acids)
Cellular component (GO): nucleus
Molecular function (GO): zinc ion binding
Source: RefSeq, a predicted model, not a curated record